AGAAUAAACAUCCGGUUUCACAUAGUCUGGGUUAUCUGCCCCUGCAUACACGUUGUUCUUUGUCGAUCAAUCGAGCUUUUGUAUGUUUUUGCGACGAUGUUCAAGUAAGAUACACAAAAUAAAUUUAGGUCAGAAAAUCCGUAAGACUUUGUUUAUACGCCCUUAUAGGUUGACAUGUCUGAGAGUGGAGGGAGCAUCCGUGGCUGGGACUGGAGCAGUCCAGGGUGUCGUGCCCGGAUGGAUGAGAUAUUUUUUCGCCAUCAUGACUACAUUCAGGCGAAAAGCAUUGAACAUAAAGAGUUUUGGGUUUUCUUUGAGCGCUUUCAGCGGUUUAAAACCAGAAGGGAGGUUGAGAGCUCAAAUCCUAGUAAAAGUAUGGCAGAGUUACGGAAGAAGUAUGCCAGGGGCUCAGUGGAUCUUGGGCUCCCAAAGGAAUACGAUGCCCGAUACAGGAUCAAUAUCUUUGUAAACACCGGCGAUGUAGAGUAUCGUCUGGGUGAUUUGCAUAGCAGGCGACACAAGGACGACCCGACCGGCCUAAGCAGCCAGAUCACAGACUGUCGCCUUGCCCUGCUUCAUUUUCUAGACUUCACUCAGAAGCAGAAUUUCUGUAAAAUCGUCAAGCUGCACCGUGAACAGAAAAGCCUGCCUAUCUUCCAGUACCGUAACCGGAUUGUAGAGCUGGUCCAAACUCACCAAGUGGUGGUGGUGGCUGGAGACACCGGCUGUGGGAAGUCCACACAGGUGCCCCAGUACCUGCUGGCGUCUGGCUUUAGCCAUAUAGCCUGCACUCAGCCUCGCCGCAUUGCCUGCAUUUCCCUUGCUAAGAGAGUGAGCUUUGAGAGUCUUGCCCAGUAUGGUUCCAAGGUUGGUUACCAGAUCCGUUUUGAGAGCAGACGCACGUCAAGCACUAAACUCCUGUUCCUGACUGAGGGUCUGCUCCUCAAACAGAUACAGCAUGAUGCUGUGUUAUCCCAGUACCAUGUGGUGAUUGUGGAUGAGGUUCAUGAAAGACACCUGCACUCUGACUUCCUGUUGGGUGUAUUCCAUUCCUUGCUUCACCGGCGACCAGACCUGCGCUUAGUUCUUAUGUCUGCCACCAUCAACAUCAAGCUCUUCUCCAACUACUUCAACAAUGCACCUGUGCUGCAGGUGCCAGGUAGACUCUUCCCCAUUCAGGUGAUAUACCAGCCCAUUCCUGAAAAGGAACAGGUGUCCAAACUGGAAAAGCUGGACCCAAGGCCAUAUCUGCGUGUGCUCCAGGGCAUUGACCAGCGCUAUCCUCCUGAGGAGCGGGGCGAUCUGCUGGUUUUCCUUAGUGGUAUAGCUGAAAUCUCCACCAUCAUGGAGGCAUGCCAAACCUAUGCUGCACACACCGGUCGCUGGAUUAUACUGCCUUUGCAUAGCACCUUGUCACUGGAACAACAGAAUAAGGUCUUUGACAUUGCUCCCCCAGGGUUGAGGAAAUGCAUCAUUGCUACCAACAUAGCUGAAACCUCAGUCACCAUUGAUGGGGUGCGCUUUGUCGUCGAUUCAGGCAAAGUAAAGGAAAUGACUUUUGACCCAAAGACCAAGAUGCAGAGACUUCAGGAGUUCUGGAUUAGUCAAGCCAGUUCCGAGCAGAGGAAAGGUCGUGCAGGUCGAACAGGGCCAGGAGUUUGCUACCGACUCUAUGCUGAGUCAGACUAUGAGGGCUUUGCCCCUUACUCUGUCCCGGAGAUCCAUCGAGUGGCUCUAGACUUGUUAGUGCUACAGAUGACGAGUAUGGGUCUGGGAGAUCCUUGUUCUUUUAACUUCAUAGACCCUCCUGCAACCUUGAGCAUUCAGGCAUCUGUGAAGUAUCUAAAGGAUCAAGGGGCACUAGACACUCAGGGAGCACUCACCCCCAUUGGCAGUCUGCUAGCCAAGCUGCCUGUGGAUGUAGUUAUUGGUAAAAUGCUAGUUCUAGGUUCACUGUUCAAUCUGGUGGAGCCAGUGUUGACUGUAGCUGCAGCACUGAGUGUUCAGUCACCAUUUCUGCGCAGUACUCAGCACAACCCAGAUUGCAUCACUGCACGCCAACCUUUGCAAAGUGACCUGGGAGACCCUUUCACCCUGCUCAACACCUUCAAUGCAUGGGUACAGGUGAAGGGGGAUAGGGGAGGAGGCUCCAGGAAGUGGUGCAAAAGAAGAGGACUAGAGGAACAGAGACUGUAUGAGAUGGCCAACCUGAGACAACAAUUCAAGGAGCUGUUGAGGAGUCAUGGGCUGGUGGAGCCGGAGUCCUGUCACAUAACCGAGGACCGGGCCCAGCGCAGGAAGAGGCGAACUGAACGUCAGAGACUGUACCAGCUGAAGAGGGAGCAUGACUUAAAGGAGAGCAGCUGCAGGAAAAUCUUGCAUCUGGAGGAAGGCCUGGAGCAAGGGUCAUCAUGUGACUCUGAUGAGGAGGAAGCAGGGUCAAGCAAGGACAAAGACUCUGUAGCACAGGACGUAGACAUACAGGAAGUGAAGUUCAAAUUGCGGCAUGAUGUUGGCAAACUUCAGGGAGAUGCAUACACCAGUGCAACACUGUCAUCUCGGCAACAAGCUCUUUUCAGACUGGUGCUGUGCCGUAGCCUGUACCCACAGCUGGCCCUGCCUGAUGAACAUAACUCUGCCCGCAAGGAUUCAGAGCAGGUGUUUCACACUCAUAACAAGAAAGGUGUUAUGAUUCACCCCACCAGUGUUUUUGCCAGUAAUCCAGAUUUGCUGCAUAUCACUCAGUAUGAAUCCAGUGCUGAGAAGGAGCAGAGUGAUGGGCAUCAGUUGCUGGCUUUUGUAACUCUGCUUGAAACUAACAAGCCCUAUGUUUCAAAUUGUGUACGGGUCCCUGCCCUGCAGGUUUUGCUGCUGGUGGCAAAUUCUAUAGACAGCAAUGCAGACUGCACACGCCUGGUGGUGGAUGGCUGGCUGGAGCUGGUUAUAAGUGAUAGUUUGGCAGGUCUCAAAGUGCUAUCCUCUGCCCUUAUGGUGAGGGACAAUUGGGACAGUCUGCUACAGGCUAAGUUGAGCCAGUCAGGUUUGAGAUCUGCUGUGGUUCAGGGGCUUGCUGGCCCAAUACCACCCCAUCAUGAUUUAGAGAAAGUCACAGAAGGACUUGCACGCUUUCUCCUGUAUACUAAGGUGAGUUACAGUCUGAGAAGACUUACCCUGCUGCAGUCUCAGAACCUGUACAUUGGACCUCAGCAGAACAUAGAGUUUCCCCCCCCUCCCUUGUUCCCUUCGAUGAAAGCUGAACCUGAUUCAAUUAAAGGAGGUCUACGUGUCACCACCUACUUCACCUAUAAUUGCCUCUGUGACUCCAAAGACUUGUACAGUGAGUGCUUGCGGACAUUUUGGACUUGCCCUCACUGUGACCUGCACAUGCCCUUCACCCCACUGGAGCAAAUGCAGCAUGAGGUCACCUGUAGGCCACUACAGGAACAGCAGAUUGAACCGGAGGACCCUGAAACAGAAAAAUCUGGAUCCCUGUCUAAUCUGACUAGACUCUACCACUGUAAUAUCUGUAAGAAAGACCUAACCCUCACCUCCACUGAGAUACUUAAACACAAGCAUCAACACCAAUCCUGAGUUCUUCCUGCCCCUGUGCACAAAACUAAUGUGGAACCAGAUGGAGUUAGUGUGUGUGUGAUUUUUUUUUUCUUUUUGAAGAAGAAAGUUGUGAAAGAUAAUUGUAAAAAUAGGUAUGUGUAUUUCUGAAACGUAUAGGUAUGUGUACAUAAAAUAGGCAUUUGUACUUGUGAAACAUAAUCCUCUCCAUUUCAUUUUUAGACUCUAAAUAAAAUG
Neoarius graeffei (lesser salmon catfish) is the source of this 3807-nucleotide messenger RNA. RefSeq names its product DEAH (Asp-Glu-Ala-His) box polypeptide 34 (gene dhx34). Gene Ontology annotation, cellular component: intracellular anatomical structure. Gene Ontology annotation, molecular function: ATP binding; RNA binding. Gene Ontology annotation, biological process: nuclear-transcribed mRNA catabolic process, nonsense-mediated decay. Bases 175 to 3591 code for a protein of 1138 amino acids. The record is from RefSeq and is a predicted model, not a curated record. The transcript has 16 exons. Lineage: Eukaryota; Metazoa; Chordata; Actinopteri; Siluriformes; Ariidae.